AUGACCUCCUUGGUCAGCAGUUCUCACCUGCAACUAGCUGGGUUUGCUUUUGGUACAGUAGGCUGGAUCUUGUGCAUGAUUUCAAUGGGACUUGUGGAAUGGAGAGUGUGGCAUGUGGACAACACCACCAUCAUCACCUCUGGUGUUGCAUGGGUGGGAAUUUGGAAAGUCUGCUUUAUCAGUUACCUCCACAUCUCCCCUGGUCUUAAAGAACAGUUCUGUCAUAAAUUCAACAAUUAUGAGGCCUUCAUUCCCCAUGAAAUUUAUGUUGCUCAGGGCCUCUUGCUGGCUGCCAUGGUCAUAGGUGCACUAGCACUGGGCUCUACUGUAAUUGCUCUGAGGAAUAUUUAUAUGGGAAUACUUUACACAAGUAAAAUCUCCAGGUUUUUUCUAGCAGGUGGAUUCUUGUACAUAGUUGCUAGUCUUUGUGUCUUAGUUCCAGUGAGCUGGAAUUUCUAUGCUGUUACACAUAACCAGAGUAUCCCAUUCCCUCCUCCUUACUACAUGCCUUCUAGCCCAGAGGCACAGGAAGUUGGUGCUGCUAUUCCUGUUGGGAUCAUAUCUGCCAUCCUGCUAAUGAUGAGUGGGACUUUUUCUCUCUCCUACAGAUUUCUUGUAACUGCAAACAUUAGAGAGGAGUCUUGA
This is a messenger RNA of Alligator mississippiensis (American alligator), 645 nucleotides long. It is a transcript of the gene CLDN34, whose product is annotated as claudin 34. The record is from RefSeq and is a predicted model, not a curated record. Gene Ontology annotation, biological process: cell adhesion; bicellular tight junction assembly. Gene Ontology annotation, cellular component: plasma membrane; bicellular tight junction. The coding region runs from base 1 to 645 and encodes 214 amino acids. Lineage: Eukaryota; Metazoa; Chordata; Crocodylia; Alligatoridae. Gene Ontology annotation, molecular function: structural molecule activity. The transcript has a single exon.